Galeopterus variegatus (Sunda flying lemur) is the source of this 1816-nucleotide messenger RNA. It is a transcript of the gene WDR19, whose product is annotated as WD repeat domain 19. The coding region runs from base 8 to 1816 and encodes 602 amino acids. Gene Ontology annotation, biological process: cilium assembly; intraciliary retrograde transport. Gene Ontology annotation, cellular component: intraciliary transport particle A; cilium. The transcript is spliced from 14 exons. Lineage: Eukaryota; Metazoa; Chordata; Mammalia; Dermoptera; Cynocephalidae. The record is from RefSeq and is a predicted model, not a curated record. Gene Ontology annotation, molecular function: protein binding.
UGUUGCCAUGGAUUGGGAUAAAGAUGGAGAUAUCCUAGCAGUGAUUACUGAGAAAUGUAGUUACAUUUAUCUAUGGGAUGCCAACACAAAUAAAACCAGCCGGUUAGACAGUGGCAUGAGGGAUCAAAUGUCUUUCCUUCUUUGGUCAAAAGAUGGAAGUUUCCUGGCUGUUGGAACUAUUAAAGGAAAUUUGCUUAUUUAUAAUCGUCAGACAUCUCGAAAGAUUCCUGUCCUUGGAAAACAUACUGAAAGAAUCACAUGUGGAUGUUGGAAUGCAGAAAAUCUGCUUGCUUUAGGUGGUGAAGAUAAAAUGAUUACAGUUAGUAAUCAGGAAGGUGACACGAUACAACAGACAUCAGUGAGUUCAGAGCCUAGCAAUAUGCAGUUUUCCAUGAUGAAGACUGAUGACCGAACCUCUGCUGCAAAAAGCACAAUAAGUGUGGUAAUUGGCAAGAAAACUUUGCGUCUUUUUAAUAUGAAUGAACCAGAUAACCCAAUUGAUCUGGAAUUUCAACAGCGCUAUGGCAACAUUGUCUGCUAUAGUUGGUAUGGCGAUGGCUACAUCAUGAUUGGUUUUUCACGUGGAAUUUUUAUUGUCAUUUCUACUCAUACUCGAGAGACUGGUAAAGAGAUAUUUCAGGCUCAUGACCAUAAAGAUAAUCUAACCAGUAUUGCAGUAUCACAAACUCUUAACAAAGCUGCUACGUGUGGAGAUAACUGCAUUAAAAUCCAUGACUUGGCAGAAUUAAAAGACAUGUAUGCUAUAAUCAACCUAGAUGAUGAAAAUAAAGGGUUGGGUACCUUGUCCUGGACAGAUGAUGGCCAGUUGUUGGCAUUGUCUACCCAAAGGGGCUCACUCCAUGUUUUCCUGACCAAGCUUCCCAUACUCGGGGAUGCCUGCAGCACAAGGAUUGCAUAUCUCACCUCCCUUCUUGAAGUCACCGUAGCCAACCCUGUUGAAGGAGAGCUACCAAUCACAGUUUCUGUUGAUGUGGAACCCAACUUCGUAGCAGUAGGUCUUUAUCAUCUGGCUGUAGGAAUGAAUAAUCGAGCUUGGUUUUAUAUCCUUGGAGAGAAUGCUGUGAAAAAAUUAAAAGAUGUGGAAUAUCUGGGGACAGUAGCCAGUAUUUGCCUUCAUUCUGACUAUGCUGCUGCACUUUUUGAAGGCAAAGUCCAGUUACACUUGAUAGAAAGUGAAAUCUUGGAUGCUCAAGAAGAACGUGAGACUCGACUUUUCCCAGCAGUGGAUGAUAAGUGCCGUAUUUUAUGUCAUGCCUUAACUGGUGAUUUCCUCAUCUAUGGUACAGAUACUGGUGUCAUUCAUUAUUUCUACAUUGAAGACUGGCAGUUCGUUAAUGAUUAUCGACACUCUGUCAGUGUGAAAAAGAUUUUUCCUGACCCAAAUGGAACCAGAUUAGUUUUCAUUGAUGAAAAAAGCGAUGGAUUUGUCUACUGUCCAGUUAAUGAUACUAUCUAUGAGAUUCCAGAUUUUUCACCAACCAUUAAAGGUGUUCUUUGGGAAAACUGGCCAAUGGAUAAAGGUGUAUUUAUUGCUUACGAUGAUGAUAAGGUGUACACUUAUGUCUUUCACAAGGAUACUAUACAAGGAUCCAAGGUUAUUUUGGCUGGUGGCACCAAAGUUCCCUUCUCUCAUAAACCUCUGCUAUUAUAUAAUGGAGAGUUGACCUGCCAGACACAAAGUGGAAAAAUAAACAACAUCUACCUUAGUACCCACAACUUCCUCGACUGUUUAAAAGUUGUGGGGCCUAAUGAACUGAGACAGAUGCUGCCCCAGACUCUAAUGCUAAAAAGGUAG